Anguilla rostrata (American eel) is the source of this 2415-nucleotide messenger RNA. Its product is annotated as E3 ubiquitin-protein ligase NEURL3-like. The coding region runs from base 232 to 1131 and encodes 299 amino acids. The record is from RefSeq and is a predicted model, not a curated record. Gene Ontology annotation, molecular function: ubiquitin protein ligase activity. Lineage: Eukaryota; Metazoa; Chordata; Actinopteri; Anguilliformes; Anguillidae. The transcript has 4 exons.
AUCCCCUCUGUUUUUUUCUUUUUCAAGUAGGCUGGUUACUUUUUAAAUCAGAGUCAGACAUUGGCCAUUUUGAACGAAUAGCCAAGCCUCUCUUCUCCCACCUAAGUACUUUGAGACCACCCUACUGGCUAGGAGUCACAAAGCUCAGAAAAGUUACCUGCGACUCACAACUGAGUGUUCUUUGCUCACCUGAAACCCCGUGGCACACAGCCAAGCACUGAGAGGAACAAGAUGUUGCAUGAAAUCAAACUAUCCACAGCUGAAUGUGGCCCCCCCUCGCCCCCCCACUUGUGUGGUGGCCACCGUCGCUGCCUGGGCCCACUGGCCUUCCACACAGGGUCAGCGGGGUCCCAGAUCUCCCUCAGCCUGGGCGGCCGGAGGGCAGAAAGGGCCCGUGGAACCUUCCAGAACGGUGUGGUCUUCAGCAGCCGGCCGGUGAAGGUGAGGGAGAGGAUACGCUUGCGAGUGGAGGUCUGGGACCAGCACUGGGAAGGGGCUCUUCGGCUAGGGUUCACCGCCGUCCCCCCCGUGUGGGCUUCCCCCGCUGCCAUGGCGAUUCCACACCUGACGGACAAGCCCGGCUACUGGGCGGGGGUGGUGCCGGACUCGCUCGCCCCACUGGGCUCGGAGCUGUGCUUCUGGGUGGACCCCCAGGGGCGGGUCAUCUUGGAGAACAGCAGCGGACAGACAGGCGUGCUGCAGGAGGGCGUGGACGUCAGACGAAAGCUGUGGGCCAUGAUUGACGUGUACGGACAGACACGAGCAGUGCUCUUAUUGGGAUCGGAGAAGAAGGGAAAAUUUGGGAUAAGGAGAUCCUGCCCCACUCCGCCCCCACCUCCAGUGUCCCGUGGAGACAGCUGCCUGUGUGUUCCCAAAGGCAGGACCUUCCAUGUGCACAGAAGCACUGCCUCUCUUCCACAACAGCAGCAGCUCCCUGACACAGCGCCCCCUACAGGUGUGCAUUUGGAGGAGGACUGUUCCGUCUGUCUGUCCUUGAGGGCCAGUGUCACCCUGUCCUGUGGUCACCGGUGCCUUUGCACCCCCUGUGCCACCAGAGUGGCCGAAGAGUUUGGCAGCUGCCCCCUCUGCCGUCAGCCAAUCAUUGGUUUCUGCGAUGUGCAUGAGGGCUGAGGAGGCGGAGCCAGCAAGAGGGAGUGAUCUGAUUGGCUGUUCCCUUCACAAGCUGAAACUGCACAGCACACUGAUUCAGUGCUGCUUCUCUGGCAUUGCUGUACAUCAGCAUGAAAUACAAUGUAAGAAAUGUCAGGAACAAGGGGGACAGCGUGUUGGGCGGAGUUUAUAGCCGUUGGGUUCUGUGUUCAAAUCCUGGCAUAAGACACUUCCUGCUGUGCUCUUAUUCAGGCACUGUUGGCUGACUUUCUGCAGGAAGUGCCUGGGCAGCUAAUGAACAUGACAGUCUGCUACCACUGCAAAGAGCACCUGAAGCUCUAAAGGUCUAAGCAGGUUAUUUCACUAAAUGCGCAGCAGCCUAAUUUAAAAAAUGGUACAUAAUCCUGUUAACUUGCAUAAACUACCACACAAACACAUACGUGUAAAAAGUAGUUACAUAUAGUGGCUCCAAAAUCUGCACAGUCUUGCAGUGUGCACAGCCUUAAUAUCUGCACAGCCUUGCAGUGUGCACAGCCUUAGUAUCUGCACAGCCUUGCAGUGUGCACAGCAUUAAUAUCUGCACAGCAUUGUAGUGUGCACAGCCUUAAUAUCUGCAGUCUUGCAGUGUGCACAGCCUUAGUAUCUGCACAGUCUUGCAGUAUAAAGACAUCAUCUGCUUCUCCAGCCUGGACAUGCCCGGACCGAAAUGAUUGUUUGAGUAUAUCUGCACAUCGUGCAGAGAGGGUGGCUACGGCCCCCAGGCACCUGCCCCUUUCACUUGAUUUCAAACAAUUUUCAUCUAUCCAUUAUCUAUACCCGUUUUUCCUGAGCAGGGUUGCAGGGGGUGCUGGAGCCUAUCCCAGCGUGCAUUGGGGGAGAGGCAGGAAUACACCCUGGACAAGCCGCCAAUCUAUCACAGGGCAUACACACCACUCACUCACACACUCAAACCUAGGGGCAAUUUAGGGCCUCCAGGCCGACCUACAUGUUUUUGGACUGUGGGAGGAAACCGGAAUACCCAGAGGGAUUGCCGAGAUUUGGCUACCCACUGCACCACCAUGCAACCCUUCAAAAAAUGUGAUUUUAGUAUUGUUGCUGUAAUUCAUGCUUUCUGCACAACCCUGUACUACGUACUGAAACCAAUUAGACCCAUAUUCUCAUAACUCCUAAAAUGUCUAUAUUGAGACAAUAUACUGUAGUAAUAUAGGGUUGAUGUUAAAAAUUCAUUUAGUAAAAUAUUGUAUGUACAGUAAUGAUGUAAUAAACUGUUAAUUCAAGACAAAAUAAAUAUAUAAUACAUUUUUA